Molecule: messenger RNA, 3792 nt
Organism: Sclerotinia borealis F-4128
Lineage: Eukaryota; Fungi; Ascomycota; Leotiomycetes; Helotiales; Sclerotiniaceae
Source: the annotation of a GenBank genome assembly
AUGACUACCAGUCCUGUUAACUCUGGUUCCUCACCCCCUACUAUCACAACUUUCAUCAAACCAUGUUUUUUCCCUUCAAAUCGUCGCGCCGAAACGCCAGGGAAGGUAUACCCACUUAGACGAUUAGAUAAAGGCUUCCCUUCCGGCUCUGAUGUUAAAUCCGACGUUGAAUCCAAAUCUGGUCCCCAACAGGAAGUACAAAAUGAGCUUCUGACAAUCUCUUCGGACACCCCUUCCACUCUCAAACCCACACCUGAUUUGUCUCACUAUAUCCUAGCUUGGAGCCUUCUUCUACGAUAUUAUACCGGUCAAGGUUCCGCAACAUUUGGUCUUACUGAUGGUAGUACUCCCGUGACGUUUCCGAUAGCGCUCCAUGGUGAUCAGUCUGUGAGAAAUGGUCUGAUAGCAAUAAGAUGUAUUCGUGAUGAUAUCACGAGAGACCCCAGUUUUCUUGAGGACGCACCUGUUGAUAAGCUACCAUAUAAUACCGAGAUUCUAAUCACGGACAAGUCGGAGAACCCGCAGUCGAUUGAUCAUGAUUGCAAGUCCUCCGAAGAAAAUAUACUAUUUAGACUCACAGUGGGUCUGAAAUCCCAAACAGCAGCACUCCUAUAUCACCCACAAAGAAUUAAUCUUGAUCGAGCUGAAGAAGUGGCUGCCAAGAUUGUUGUUCUUAUCCAAGAAAUUAUCACCAAGCCCGAUGCCAAAUUAAAAAAGCUCAGCAUUUAUAGCCCGGAUGAACUGAACAUUUACAGAAACAAACAAAGACCGGUAGCUCUGGUUAAGGGGAUCCUCAUCCAUGAACAAAUUUUAAAGUUUUCCCUUGAGGAUACGGAUUCUACACAUCCGGCGUUGAUUACUAGUCAGCGUAUGAUCAUGUACGGGCAGCUUGAGGGCCUCUCGAAACGUCUCGCAGCUCAUCUCAUCAAAUCUGGCAUGCUCCCACACAGCAUUGUUCCCAUAUGCGCAGAAAAGUCGAUAUGGGUACCCAUUGCCAUCCUAGCGAUCUUGAGAGCAGGGGCAGCUUUUGUACUUUUGGAUCCGUUGUCGCAUUCGAAAGAGCGACUCAAGAGGAUCAUUCUAUCUCUGAACUCGAAAGUGCUUAUCCAAUCUAGCGAAACUCCGAAUUUCUCACUCCCGGAUACUACGCUGGUAAACCUUGACGAUAGAAUACUGACCUUGGAAUCCGGAUGUAUCCCGGACGAAUAUACCUGUUCCUCUAAUCUUGCGUGCAUAUUUUUUACGUCACGCGGUAUAAUCGAGCCAGAGGGUGCCGAGUUUUCUCAUACAGCAAUAACAUCCAGUUUGCUCGAAAAAAACUGGAAUGGUCUUCCAUAUGCAGAUUGGGAGAGUAUUCUACAGUUUUCUUCAUACGCUUUGGAGAGAUCCCUUUUCGAAAUUUUCUGGCCCUUGCUGCACGGAGGUGCCAUUUGUGUCCCGUCAGAUGAUGAACGGCUAAACGAUUUAAGAGAUGCCAUUUGCAGACUCCAACCUACACAUAUAUCGUUGCCCCUUACAAUUGCAAGGCAGCUUCCUCGUAGUGAGGUGUCUGGUGUUAGGACUCUCCUCCUUGACAGCGACUUGAUACCGGCAGACAUUAUCAAAGAAUGGUUCAACUGGCGGAGUCAAUAUGAGAUUGGUGUUGCACAUGUGCAUAGCUAUCCUCAGUGCCCAGUAUUGUUUACCUCGUACGCAAAUUCACGCAGUGACGAUCCUCCGGUGCAAAGCCAUUCCCAUAAUGAAGUGCUUUGGAUAGUCAAUCGAGAUGAUCACAACCUUCUGGUACCACGUGGAAUAACAGGGGAGGUUUUAGUAGGCGGACCCUCGAUUGCUGGCUUCAGAUAUUACAAAAACGAAAACAAGACUAAACAAGCAUGCAUAGACGAGCCAUCUUGCUUUCCACUGAAAUCGAAUCGAAAAAGACUUCUUGACAUUCAAAUCGAAUAUCAAGAUAGACGACUAUACAAAACGGGACAGCUAGCAUAUUCUAGCCUCACCCAAGAAGGAACAAUAGUGUUCGCCGGGAGCAAGAAUAAUCAUGUCAAGAUCAUUGACAAAUUCUCUAGCAUUGUAGUUGUCAUCACCAACCAAGGGGAUGACAAUAAUGGUGGCCAGCUUGUAGCUUUUGUCACACUUAAGGAAGAAUAUAAACAUAUUCCAAUUCGUCUAGGUUCAUCUGAGUUCAAGUCCAUCCGAGCAAAGGUUGCUCUGGAUCUCUCCAAUCAUAUGCGCCCAUCCUUUUAUCGGCCUUUGAAACUCAUCCCAAGAACUCAAUCUGGGGAGAUCAACAGAGUUGUACUAAAAGCUUUGGGCGAAUAUAGGGCCAUUCAAGAAAUUAUGGCAUACAUGAGGGGACUACCGCCGAAAGAAAGUUCAGACGAGGAAACUCUGCUGGGCUCGGUAUGGAACUCAGUCUUGGAAUUACAAGAAUGCAACAUCCUUCCUGAUACCGAUUUCUUCAUGUUGGGAGGCGAUUCCUUCAAAGCAAUGAAACUCGUUGGCAUUCUGCGGGAAAAGGGAUAUCGAAUCGGGUAUGCCGAAAUACUGGAGCAUUCUAAGCUAUCGGAUAUGGCACAUAUCAUGCAACCGUAUGUUCCUACAACUUUUAGUCUUGUGAAGUAUCCAAGGCCAAGGGUUAUGAAGAAAAUUUUGAAGGAUUACAAUCUAGAUGAGGGUGAUAUUGAAGACCUCUAUGCAAGUACAUCUGAGCAAGAAACAAUGCUCAGAGCCACCUUAUUAAACUUUCGCGCAAUGAUCGGAGUCUUUACUUUUCGAAUCGAGCCCGAGCUUGAUCUUGACAAAACGAGACUAGUCGAGUAUAUGGGCGCCACUAUUCAGGUUGUGUUCAAGGAAGACAUGACUUGGAAAGAGUUGCAUCGGGAAUGUGAUAACGACGAACUCUUGAAAGUCGACUUGGGAAUGCCUUUGACCGAGUACGAAGUUUUCAAUGAGCCGUCUGGUGUUCGAAAGUUUCGGUGGAGCAUUCAUCACGCGUUGUUCGAUGAUCAAUCAUUGAUUUUGAUCUGGAAAGCCGUACAAGAUGUCUAUAACUAUGGCGAGAUACGCAGACCAUUAUCUCCACACAAUAUCUUUGCGAAAUAUUGUCUAGACCGCAACGACAAUAGACUAUUGGAAGAGCUAUUCUGGUCAACGAUCACAACCGGAAUUUUCAGCAGAACAGCCAUUAUCCAGGCAGCUUGGUCGCUUGUGCUUGCAGCGCUUGAAGACACUACUACAGACAUCGUAUGCAGAAUGACAGAUCCAUGUCGAGACAAUCACCGAUUCCACCUUCCUUCGAUUCACCAGAUUGUAGGACCGACGAUGACUACAUUUCCCGUAAAGUUUGUCUUCCGGAAAUGGAAUAUCAAGGAGCAUCUAUAUCAAAUCCACGAGGCGGAUGUCGAGAGGCGCUCCCACCAGUUUACAAUAUUCAAGCAUGUCAUUAAACGUGAUGACUACUUUGACUUGCCACAUAUCAUUAUCGACACAGAACAGAGGAAGGAAGAGGUCUUCCCGGGUCUCACAAAGAUUGAUACUUUAGGAUGGCAGUCUAGCCGAUCACCCUUGUCCGUGCGUUGCAUUGCCACAGAUGAUAAAAUCAAUAUACGAAUGAGGUGGGAUAUUGCACUGAUGAGAAAGCCAUUAGCAUCAACUGUGCCGCAAAUGUUGUUCAAGGGUAUCUCUGAUAUAUUGGAAGUGAUCGAUAGUGAUACUGAGCCGAAACCAAACGUUUAUAGUAUUAUCAAAGGCUUGCAGGAGUUCCAAUCAGAACUCAUGAAGAAGUAUUAUUAG